Messenger RNA from Eurytemora carolleeae, 843 nucleotides. RefSeq lists its product as uncharacterized. The record is from RefSeq and is a predicted model, not a curated record. Gene Ontology annotation, molecular function: protein binding. NCBI's taxonomy places the organism in Eukaryota, Metazoa, Arthropoda, Copepoda, Calanoida, Temoridae. The coding region runs from base 224 to 796 and encodes 190 amino acids. The transcript is spliced from 5 exons.
AGUUUUCAAAUAGAGGCCGUCCUGACAGGAAGUGAAGGCCGGAGGAGAAAGAAUGAAAUAGUUUAAGAAUCUUGAAAACUUCAAAACUAUAAUUUCAAACAAUUGCAUUCUAUGAUCUAUAGCGCAAGCCCUGGCUCCUCUUUAGCACACUUAAAAAUGGUGUAUUUGGGCUAAACAAAGGGUUUAAAGAACAUUCUCUACAGAUAGUAAACUACUAUAGACUAUGAACUAUAUUCAACUGUACGUUAUAGUAUCAGUGAUGACGUUUACAAUGAGUGAGGGCAUGAAAAGAUGGAAAAAAGGCGGGAAAAAGUUUGGUCGGGAGAACAUUGAUAAUAUUUUAUCCCGGGACUGCAGGUUUUGGAAGAACCCGUAUAAACAGCAUGAUUUACUUACAAGAUACCGUCCUUCACCUCCUUCUCUCUACUAUUACUGGGACAUUGAAAAACAGAUCUGUUCUUCCUGUCGAAGCUGUCAGCGUGAGGGAUUUGUUACUGUUAAACCAUGCUCCUUCUUCUCAAACACUGUCUGCACAGAUAGAAACAAACAAGAAGCAUUCAGUUCAUAUUCCUGGGCGGAUUCCACCAACGACGACUACGAUGAAUCUGAGGGGGCCGGGGAGGCCGGACAGGUCAAAUUCCAGUCUGAUUUCUCUCCGGCACAACAAGAGAAGGAGGAGGUUUACGGUCAACCUGUUUUUGGAAUCAGUGAUUCUCUACAGUCUUUACAGGUACAACUUUGCGACCUCGUAACUAUUCUUUUUAUUUUAGACCCGAGAUUUAGAAAAGAGAAUUGAGAAAUUGCAUUUAGAAUUUUUAAGCUUAUUUAUUUCUCACCCCAAUA